Messenger RNA from Peniophora sp. CBMAI 1063, 2064 nucleotides. The record is from the annotation of a GenBank genome assembly. Lineage: Eukaryota; Fungi; Basidiomycota; Agaricomycetes; Russulales; Peniophoraceae.
AUGGGCCGUCGCGCAAAGAACAAGCAGGGAGACCCCGCUCCUCUCGUCGACAAAAAUGCUCCGCGCGAAUCCGCGAAAAAGCUCGGCAAGCGCAAGGCUGACCCCGAGGCCACGCCUGAGAGCAAGCGACCUGCUAAGAAGGCAAAGGAGUCUGCGUCCGGUGCUACUUCCAAACCGAAGGCUAGCAAGGGGAAGGUUGCGAAGGGGAAACCGCAGGCUAAGGCCAAGGGCGAGUCUUGGGAUGACUUGCCGGAUGGAGGGAGCGAGGGGUGGGAGGAUGUCGAAGACAAUGCGAAUAUCAAGGCGCAAACAAAAUCCCUCUUUGAUGAUAGCGACGGCGAUGAAGCACAUGGCUUUGUCGGUGAUCUCAACGAGUUUGAGGAACUCGAGGACGAUGACGAUCUCCGUGGGCCGGCAAUGGAACUAGACCUAGGCUCGGACGAGGAAGACGACGAGCCAGCCGUACCCGCGACAAAACUGCGCUCAAAACGGUCGAAGCAGGCUGAGCGUCCUGCAAAGAUCAUCCCUACCGGCUCCGACUUGUCAGACUCUUCCGACGAAGAUGAAGACGAGGAUGGACCCGUGACUAUUGCGAACAUGGAGGCGCGCUCGCGUGCACUCGACGCUGCGGCCGCCCGCGAGGCAGAGCUCGACGAGGCAGAGUUACGUGCGGCCGCGGAGGGAGAGGAUGAUAGUGACUUCGAGGGAGCGGACGAUAUGGAGGGAGACGAGGCGCUUGACGAGGACGUGUUCGUACUGCCGACGGCCGAAGAGCGUGAGGCGGAGAAGGCAGCCGGUGGCCCGGACGUACAUUCCGUACAGAGGCGCAUGCGCGAGUGCGUGCGCAUACUCGGCAAGUGGAAGAAGUUGGGCACCAAGACUGGCAGACGCCGGGUCGAGUUUGUCGACCAGCUCUUGGCGGACAUUGCGAGCUACUAUGGCUAUAAUGACUUCUUGACCGAGAAGCUGUUCCAGCUGUUCUCGGUGCCAGAGGCCAUCGAGUUCUUCGAAGCCAACGAAGUUCCGAGGCCAGUUACCAUCCGCACAAACACCUUGCGCGCCAGGAGACGCGAUCUUGCCCAAGCGCUCAUCAAUCGCGGGGUCAACUUGGAGCCCAUCGGCAAGUGGACGAACGUCGGGCUGCAGGUCUUCGAGAGUAGUGUCCCAAUCGGGGCAACGCCGGAGUACCUCGCCGGACACUACAUGCUUCAGGCAGCAUCGUCUUUUCUGCCCGUUAUUGCGCUUGGUCCGCAGCCGCACGAGCGCGUACUGGAUAUGGCGUCGGCGCCCGGAGGCAAGACGACGCAUAUAGCCGCCUUGCUACAGAACACCGGCGUCGUGUUUGCGAAUGAUUCGAACAAGGCGCGCGUGAAGAGUCUGACGGCGAACGUCCACCGUCUGGGAUGCAAGAACGUCGUGGUGUGCAACUACGACGGCCGCGAGUUCCCAAAGGUUAUUGGCGGCUUUGACCGCGUGCUGCUCGAUGCGCCAUGCAGCGGCACGGGCGUCAUCAGCAAAGACGCAUCUGUCAAGAUCAACAAGUCGGAGCGGGACUUUGCACUCCUAUCGCAUCUGCAGAAGCAGCUGAUCCUUUGCGCAAUCGAUAGCGUGAAUGCCGGAAGCAAGACGGGCGGCUACGUCGUCUACUCGACUUGCAGCGUCACCGUGGACGAGAACGAAGCGGUCGUCGACUACGCGCUCAGGAAGCGCCCUCACGCGAAGCUCGUCGACACGGGGCUCGAGUUUGGCCGCGAGGGCUUCACGAGCUUCCGCGGGAAGACGUUCGACCCUAGCGUGAAGCUCACGCGCCGGUUCUACCCGCACGUGCACAACAUGGACGGCUUCUUCGUCUCGAAAUUCAAAGUGGGUAAGCGGAGCAAGGCGCCGUCUAAGGACCAGGACGCUGAGGCAGCGGGCAACGCGCCGAUGGAUGUGGACGGGGAGCAGGAGCCCGUCGGGUUCAAUGAUGAGGAGGAUAGGCCGUACCUCGAGGAGGCCAAACGGACACGCAUGAAGGCCAAGGGUCUGCGCGUCAAGCCGCGCAAGGUCGAGGCUGCGGCAUAG